CCUGUCUGUGAGUGACGGGGUGCACGCGGCCUUCACCGGCCUGCACGUCUCGGGGCUGGCCUCCAACCACCACGCGCCGAGGUUUAAUCGCACUCUGUAUGAAGCUUACGUGGAGGAAAAUUCAUCUCCUGGCCAGCUAGUCAUCAACCUGGUGGCCACGGACCUUGAUGCCUGGGACCUGGGCAAGCUGCAGUACACCAUCCUGCACCAGACUUCAGAGGGAGCCUUCACCGUGGACAAAGAAGGCAACCUGUACACUGAGACACCUCUGGAUCGCGAGUCCCUGCCCAUACACAGCCUCAAGGUGUCUGUGAUGGACGAGGGGGGCCGGGCCAGCUUCACGGCGGUGCGUGUGACGGUCCGUGACAGGAAUGACAACCCACCAGUCUUCAUGUUGCCAGAGUAUCAGGCGAACAUCAACACUGACGUGGCUCCCAGGACAACCAUUCUCAAGGUCGAGGCCAGUGACGCAGAUGAAGGGGCAAACAGUGAAGUGAGGUACCGCAUGUAUGAAGCCAACAGUUCUGAGGCGCUGGAGCUCUUCUCGGUCAACCCCACCACCGGCGAGGUCACCGUGGCGCAGACCAUCCACAGCCAAGAUAAUUCAUCCACUUACUCACGGUCAUGGGUGAAGAGUCGGAAAAAUGAGGUGUACCAGUUUUUCAUCCGUGGCGAGGACAGCGGCUCCCCCCAGCACCACUCCGACGUGCCCGUCACCAUCUUCCUGCUGCCCCCUCAUGAGAACCCCCCGCACUGCACCAGGAAGUAUGCACAGUUCUUCAUCAGGGAGGACGCCCCCAUCGGCAAUGUGAUCACGUCCCUGUGGAUGGCAGGGCCACAGUCAGUGCAGUACCUGAUCAUGGUGGAUGAGGGCAUGAAGGCAGCCAGUGAGGAGAGGGAGUCUGGGGAGAGUUCAGGGCCCUUCACCGUGACCUCCACUGGCCUGGUGGUGGUGCACAGGGCCCUGGACCAUGAGCGGCGACGCACACAUCACAUCAGCGUCACCAACCGUACACUGACCACGCCGCCCACGGUGGACUACAUGACCAUCUCUGUGAUGGUGAUGGACGUGAAUGACUGCCCUCCACGCUUCUCUGAGUCCGGCUACACAGCCCUGGUGGCCGAGAACAGCGAGGUGGGCGCCACCGUCACCAUCCUCACGGCCACUGAUGACGAUGAAGGAAACCAUGGCCAGAUCCAGUACAGCCUCAGCCCUGAUGAAAGCGCUGUAGUGAAGUCAACAUUCCGCAUUGAUCCACACACCGGGAUGCUGACCCUGGCGGCCCCGCUGGACCGCGAGACCAUGGCCCAGUACUCCUUCACCGUCACUGCCACUGACGGGGGCCCCAAGCCUCUGUCCACCAGCACAAGAGUCACUGUACUGGUCAAGGACUACAACGACAACCCUCCAGUGUUCACCAAAGACACUUACGUCACUGCUGUGCCUGAGGACACUGCCACGGGCACGGCGGCGGUGGAGCUCAGCGUGACAGACGCCGACGAGUCUGUGGCCAAACUUGACUUCUUCAUCACCGGCGGCGACCCUGACGGCCAAUUCCUGGUGCACGCCUCAGGGGAGGUGUACGUGGCCGGUGAGCUGGACCGGGAGAGGCAGGCCGAGUACACCCUCACCGUCACCGUCACCGACGGGAAGUUUACGGCCAACACGACUGUUACUGUGACAGUCAUCGACAUCAACGACAACGGUCCGGUGUGCAAGGAGCCAAUCUACCGCCGGGAGAUCUCCGAGGACGCCACCCCAGGCACCCACGUGGCCUCUGUUGUGUCCUGGGAUGCCGAUGAAGGCACUGCUGCCUGGAGCCGCUACAUUCUCACCGGGGACAGCGCCCACCACUUCAGUAUUGACCAGCUGAAUGGCCACGUGGCCACAGCCACCCAGCUGGACAGAGAGGCACGGGACCACUACCACCUCACUGUUGUGGUGGAGGACUGGGAGCACAAGGCCUGGCAGUGUGAGGUGGUGGUGGAGGUCCUGGUGACAGACACCAACGACAACCCCCCGUCCUUCUCCCUGGCCACCCACGCCGCCACCCUGCCAGAGGACGCGCCCAUCAACGCCGUUGUCCUCAAGAUGUCUGCCACGGACCCAGACCUCGGCAUCAAUCGACGGCUGCUGUACAACUUUGUGGACUCAGCGGAGGGCCACUUCACCAUUGACGAGAUGGAGGGUGUGGUCAGCCUGGCCCGGCCCCUGGACCGUGAGACAAGGGACUCCUACAGCCUGACAGUGCGCGCCGUGGACCAGGGAAGCCCACCGCUGUCAUCCACCACGCAGCUCAUCGUCACAGUCUCAGAUGUGAAUGAUAAUGCUCCUGAGUUUGUGAGGAAACUCCACGAAACUUCCGUGGUAGAGAACACGGCCGUGGGGACAGAAGUCCUGCGGGUCAUGGCCACCUCAAGGGACAUCGGCAUCAAUGCAGAAAUCUCUUACUCCCUUCAGCACACCACGCUGGAGGAGUACCUGCACAUCCACCCAAAGACUGGUGUGAUAAGCAUUGGCACCGAGGUGGACUUUGAGCGCGUACAGCAGGUGGUGGUGACAGUAGUGGCCACAGACAGGGGUGUGCCGCCUCUGUCUGCCACGGCCUUGGUCAACCUAACAAUCAUUGAUGUGAAUGACAACUCCCCGGUGUUCACGCUGCCCACCUACACCGCCACAGUCAGGGAAGACGCUCUGCAAGGCGCCAGCGUGGUGCAGGUCUCAGCCAGCGACGUGGACCAUGGCGUGAACAGCCUCGUCCACUACAGCAUCAGGGCGGGAAACGAAGACCACUGCUUCACUAUUGAUGACGACACCGGCAUCAUCACUGUCAUCAAGAAACUGGAUAGGGAAAAGGUCGCAAAGUACCAGUUGACGCUGGGUGCCAGGGACUUGGGCACACCCAGCAACACUGCCAUGGCUCAGGUCGUGAUCCAGGUGGGCGACGUCAAUGACAAUGCACCCAAGUUCACGCAAGACAACUAUACCGUGGUCGUGCAGGAGAACCGAGCUGUGGGCUACUCAGUGAUCCGCCUCAUGGCCACCGAUGCCGACGCUGACCCCAGCGGCGCUCCCUUCACCUGGGAGGUGAUCAACCAGCCUGUUGAGAGUCCUGCCUUCACCCUGGACCAGGAUGGCUCACUGAGGCUGGCCACCAAUAAAUUGAACCACAAGGUCCAGGAUCAGUACGUGGUGCAGGUGCGAGUGUGGGACAGCGGCUCGCCACCACUCCACGCUAACACCCAAGUUACCGUCAGUGUGGUGGAGGAGUCCCGCUUCCCGCCAACACUCUUCCCGCUUAAAACCGUGGUCAUCAGUUUCCGGAGUGCCUUUCCCGGAGGCAUCAUUGGGCGGGUCACUGCACUGGACCAGGACCCCUACGACACCCUGCAGUACUCUGUGGCGCCCUACCCAGAGGAAGUCAGCUCUAUCAACUACUUUGACAUUGACAGUGAGGACGGCACUCUGGUGGCACUGACACCUCUUGAUGCCGGUAACUACAGCGUCAACGUCAGUGUGUCGGACGGCAGGUAUCACCGCACCAUGCAGGCUUCCAUCAAGGUCUCCGUGGUCACUGAGGAAAUGGUUGAAAAUGCCGUCAUCAUUCGCCUGGGUCCUCUGUCCUCCGAUGAAUUUCUCUCCAGGUAUCAGAAAUAUUUCCUCAAAGCUAUUGCCAUAGAGCUGUCAGUUCAGGAGCAUUCUGUGGUCCUGGUCAGCCUGCAGCCAGCCCUCGUACACUCACACUCUUUAGAUAAGAUAGAUUACAUUCCACAGCGAUCCAAAAGAGACAUACAGAGGAGUCUUGACGUUCUGAUAGUUGUGAGACUCUUUGAAAUCUACAUGACAAGAGAACAUCUGCUGCUGAAGCUAAAAGAAAAACAAGUUGACAUAAAAGAAAAGCUUGGCUUGCCCUUCAUGGACAUCAUGGAGUCCCUGUGUGUGUCUGGCUCAGAGUGCGGCGGCCACGGGGACUGUGUGGACGUGGUGGAAAUCAACGAUGAUGUGGCCAUGCCCUUCAACACACAGCUGUCUAGUCUGGUUGCUCCAAGAUUUACCCAGAAAGUUGGCUGUGUGUGUGACCAAGGGUAUGGAGGCCAGAACUGCACUAAUUUAGUCAAUGCCUGUGGGCACCGACCCUGUGCUGAGUAUGAGGAGUGUGCGCCCACCAACACCAGCAGCCGAGGCUACACGUGCCAGUGCCCUGCAGGCAGAACAGGACCUUCGUGCCGAGUGGACCUGACAAAAUGCCACAGCCCUGCGUGUCACUACCCACUGAGGCCUCUCUCCUUCAGGGGAAAGAGCUAUGCCCAGUACAGCAUAGCUCAGCAAGGUAAGAGCAGCUCACUUAUGCUGAGUGCCUUCAUGCGCACCAGACACCCGGUGGGAACGCUGGUCUUUGCUGCCGGGGACGUGGACUACAGUGUGCUGGAGGUGGCCGGCGGACAUGUGCAGUACCGCUGGGACUGUGGCAGCGGGGAAGGGCUGGUCAGGGUGUCCACGGUGAGGGUCGACAAUGAAGCGUGGCACUUCAUCAACCUGACCAGAGACGGCACCAUAUCAACACUGAGUGUGGACGGCGAGGUGAGUUCAGGAGCGGCGCCGGGUGCUAAUGACAUUCUGAACAUGGAUUCAAACUUCAUGUAUCUCGGUGCUACCCUCAGCAGUGAACCAGAGUCAGGCAUGUCUUCCUAUUCCCAAAGCAGCCUGGGAUUUGUGGGUUGUCUCGAUCAGAUCAUUAUUGACGGCACCGAGCUUCCCGUGUCAAUAACAGGGACGGCCUCCAGGGGCACGGUGCUCACGCGCCUGGCCAACGUGGAGCUCCAGUGUCCAGGUGUGCUGCCCCUGGCCGGCGUGUGUGGCUCCUACCCUUGCCAGAACGCUGGGACAUGCAUAGAAAAUGAAGGUUCUUAUAAGUGCAAUUGCCCUCCACGCUUUACCGGAGGACAGUGCCAGGUGGACACGGCUCCCUGCUCCUCCUCACCCUGUCUUAAUGGAGGCAAAUGUAUUGUUGUUGGCCACACCUAUAAGUGUCAAUGUCCUUCAAAACUGAGUGGAAAACGUUGUGAAUAUGGCAUUUUCUGCAACCCAAACCCUUGUCAGAAUGGCGGUCGCUGUGAGGAGGGUACCGAUGGGCCCACAUGCAAGUGCCAACACUUUACCGGUGCAAUGUGCCAGCUGGACAUUGAUGAGUGUACCCGCAACCCUUGCCAGAGCGGGGGAACCUGCCUCAACUUCUUUGGUGGGUUCAAGUGCAUAUGUUCCUCCAAUGUUACCGGUGAAUACUGCACAGAGGCCGUUAGGAAGCCUGAAGAGCCGUCCUCCUCCCUGAACAUCACCCUGGAGGAGCUGCUGUGCAUCCUGGCCAUGUUCCUGGGGUGCGUGAUGGCCGUGCUGCUGCUGGGGACCUGGCAGCGGUGGCGGUGGAGGCACAAGCGUCACCAGCAGAACAACCGCGUCAAGCUCACGGACCACCACGUGAAGAACGACCUCAAGGCGAAUGACGCACCCAAAAGAAACUCCAAAAUCUGCAACGUGGAGGCAGACCAGCAGGGGCCGCCGCUGCCCCCCCACCCGGCCUCCUACACCCCCAGCAGCAACGACUCCGCCAUUCUCAACACCCUUAAGCACCUGGCGGACCUGUCUGCUGCGGGACACGAGAGUCUUGAGCUGGAGACACUUUCACGAUGCUCCCAAGAGUUCCUCCACAGCCUUAAAAAGCCCGUGGUCAUGCCGCCCAACCUCUCCCCUCCGCCACCCUCCAACAGUGACUCCGACUCUCUCCACAAGCCCUGGGACCACCACAACAACCUCAACGACUCCUACUUCAUGCCCAUCAAGGAUGUGGGCUGUGACCUGGUGACCAACCUCGGCGAGACCCACACCUCCUCGGCCCAGCAGUCUCCAUUUUCAGACGAUUCUUCAGCACCGAGCCAGCAGAAGAAGAAAGGCUACCACUGGGAUGACUAUGACAUGCGCGGCCCACACACGCUGGUGGGCUGCAGCAGCGAGGGGGCCACAGCCGCCCCGCCAGACUUGCUGAUGCUGAGCCAGGGCACCUCCCUCUUCCACGGAGACAACCCCAUGGAGGGAACGCCACUGCUGCCAUGCUCUGCUGCCACACCCCUGCUGAGUGUGGACGCCCAGGGCGGUCCAGACAGCCGGGACACACCAGACGCUGAUGAGGACAAUGAUGAUCCCUGCAGCUUUGAGGAAAUACUCCUGGCAAAUAAUAUAUCUGUUGACUCAUGCCAAGACCUGACUCUUGAUCAUUCGUCUAAAUACAACAUUGUCUUGGACCUUGAAGAUGACUGCCCAGAGUCAGCCCUGAAGAUAUCCAACUUGCCUUCUGUCAUUGAGGACGCCAACAGGCUCGGCAGCCCCAGGAGCCGCCGCCCCUUCCACUGCAGAGACUACAGCUGCGUGUCGGACCUGUCCUUCCUCUCCACCCUGGAGGAGGAAGGCGUUGACGACUCAAUGUCUGAACUCCAGGAAUCUGACUAUGAGCUGCUGGAUAGAGUCAGUGAGCCCCUCACACCCACACUGGUGCAGACUUCCCUCUCAGAAGUGUUUCUAUAGUCUUGUGAUGUGAUGACAGCUGCUGCUGGACAAGGAGCAAAAACUUUUUACCCCACCAACUCCCAGCAAUUUGUUUAAAAUUAAAUUAAAUAUGUGGGAAAGAUAAAUAUGAAUUACAUGAUAGGUAGGUAGAUAGAUAGAUAGAUGGAUGAAUAGAUAGGUAGAUGUACCGAGAGAAAGAAGAAAUUAUUAAAUAUACUUUUAUACAAAUAUAUACAUAACAUACACAUUCUGUUCAUGUUUCAGACAAACUUGCUUUCAUGGAAAGAUUACUAAAAUCUAAUUUACCACAAACUAAAUUCAUUAUUCCGUAAGGAAAAAUGGAACAGGUGUAGUUGCUUUCUAUUACUGCAUGAAAACCUGGAGUAACCAACAGCACUUGUAUAAAUUAUCUAAAAUAUCACAAGCAGUGUGCAACAUUUUCUCAAGCCAAGCCUUCACAUGUCAGGUCAGCACAAUGCAUAGAAGAGAACAUUUUUACCAAAAAGGCUGAGCCGAGUGAGUCGAGAAUCACAUAAAGUUUUGUACAAACGAGCAAAGGACAGAGACACUGUGUUUAUGAACACACAUUAUCUCAGGAUGGUUAAGGGAAGCCACUUGUAGCCAGCCCAAAGGGGUUACAAGCUGUUGCCAAAGGUGGGGUUUCAUGUUAAAGCAACAGGAUGAGUCAGUGAGUGUAUUGUGAGGCACAAGCCACAGAGCUGUUCCCGUGUGGACUGAAGGCUGCUGUACUGAAGGGGGAGGCACGACUAAGGCCAUCAAAAAUAUGCCUCGCGCCAGAUAAGAUAGUACAAAUAGACCUCAAGAUGCUGGAGAGGAUGUGCAUAAGCCAUCAUAUUGUAAAAUGUGUUAUACCAUUUUUUAUACUUUAGUAUGUUUUCAUAGUCUGAAAAUGCAAGUGCACCUAUUAUCAUUAUUCCUCAUGGGAAUUUUAAGUUAAAGAAAUUCAUAUUAUGCAACCCAUCCAUGAAUGCAAGUCCACAUCAGUCAUUAUAGUCCAUUUCAUUCCAUCUGUCCACUCACGAACUUAGAUGUGGCACCUGCGCAUUGUUAGUUCAUGAUUGCGUGAAGAUCAACUUUAUAUUUUCAGCGAUGUAUUUGAAUGUUUGUGUAUGCAAAAAACCCUUGUCUUUUUAUAUGAACCGCAAACAUGCUGAUUUGCAUCGAUAAUCUACCAAGAGUUAACCAGCAUCUCCAUUCUCUCAUCCCCUUCACAGGUAAACUCUGGAACAGUCUUCCUUUGUCUGUAUUUCCUCCUGCCUAUGACUUGACCUCUUUCAAGAAGAAUGUAUCAAGACACCUCUCCACCCGAAAUUGACCUCUCUUUUGGCUACUCUUUACUUUCAACUUUUGUAGAAGCGGCGAGUAGCGGGCCCUUUUUUUUACUCUGUUGCCCUUGAGCCACAUCUUUUGAUAUAUAUA
Molecule: messenger RNA, 7999 nt
Organism: Eriocheir sinensis (Chinese mitten crab)
Lineage: Eukaryota; Metazoa; Arthropoda; Malacostraca; Decapoda; Varunidae
Product: fat-like cadherin-related tumor suppressor homolog
Exons: 24
Coding region: 314-6577 (2087 amino acids)
Biological process (GO): homophilic cell-cell adhesion
Cellular component (GO): plasma membrane
Molecular function (GO): calcium ion binding
Source: RefSeq, a predicted model, not a curated record